This is a messenger RNA of Aspergillus pseudotamarii, 1229 nucleotides long. RefSeq lists its product as uncharacterized. NCBI's taxonomy places the organism in Eukaryota, Fungi, Ascomycota, Eurotiomycetes, Eurotiales, Aspergillaceae. The record is from RefSeq and is a predicted model, not a curated record. Bases 376 to 678 code for a protein of 100 amino acids. The transcript has a single exon.
GCCACGUUGAGUACCACACUUUCAGUAUUCAUCAGUUAAUUUCCCCUCCUUUUCCCGCCGUUUGAACUGGCCUCCUUUUUCUCCUUCUUUCUUCAUAUCUCCAUACCACCACAACUACUUCAGAAUAUGGUUCACAAAUCCGCCAAAUCGAUCUCACGCUCCAGUACUUCUCGUUACAUUGCUGGUGCCUCGUCAGCCUCGUCAGAUCCAGAUAUGGACCGGAAAGUCUACAUUCCGCUCUGUUUCUGCCUGAUCUCCUUCGCUGUCAUGGUCUACGUGAAUUGAUUCGGGAUACGGAAGUGAACAAAGAACAACCAUCACAUCCAUGAAACCUAUCGUCCCGCUUCCCAAAGCAACUACAAAGUAUAGACCAGCAUGGUGCCCGGGAUCGAGCCCUCAAGCCACAUGUGCCCACCACUCACCGCCCCACCUCGAGCGGUUCGACACGGCCAUCACCGAGACAACGCUCCAGAGCACGAUGCUCAAUGCCCAACUGCGUCACUCCGGUACACCACGUAUCAUGGACUUUUUGUCGAUCUGAGGACAUACAACGUACAACAUCCUGUUAUACCCGCAGGAACAGCCAAGUGUGAGGAUAACAACAAUCGAGUCUUAACUACAAUACAUCGACCUCGUUGCUCCAGCGACGCAAGUGAAAGGAGCCUGCAACAUUGUUAGCUUUCAACACAUUGAUUGACCUCCAUGCUCAACGCACUUGAUCCGACAUGUCUGGAACAUUAUCGGAUAUUGCGCCUAUAUCCCCCUGGUUUUGAUUGUGCCGAAGGCAGCCUUAAGGCCAACCUUGCCUGGUCGCAUUACUUGUCGGGGAUACGCGCAGAGCAAAUUGAAAUAUGUAUGUUUACAUAUAUAUGCAUAGAGUGGAUACAAGUCACUUUUCUUUCUCCUUUGUUUUUUCCUUUCUUUUCCUCAAAAAAACUUAUCGUUAUACCCAAACUUAUACUACCAUAGCCGAUCGUUACAUCUUCCUCUAUAUAUUCACAUUUAGCAAUCCAAGCCUACUUAUCUUGAUCGCACAUGUCUCGUAUUUACUCUCGAAUAGCUUAAGCGUAGUGUAUCAUAACAUCCAUUUACUAGAGCAAGAAUAUUAUAUAUAAGGUUAUCGUGAGACAAAAACACACAAAGCAAACUGCGCCCCGAACCGCAGCCUCCAAACUGUUCAUCAGAAUACGCCAUAUGUUGUCUCGGUUUCUUUUAUAGCAAGAUUCACC